AUGUCCACUUUCUGCUUAGAUCUGCAGACGUCUGCCGUGGUUUCAGCACCACUGGAGCUGGACAGCGACUGCAUGGAGCCCCGGUCCAGCGCUGCCGCUCAGGAGCCCGGCGGCUUUCAGGGUCAGCCGCUGCGGCACGCCGGCUCCGGAGGCCUCGGCAUGGCCUUGGAGGAGGAACUGGCCAUGCUUACCGGGGAGCGGGACGACGAGGAGGAGCUGCCCGAACAAGAGACGCCCGCGGUGGGGCAUAACGCAGACUUGCUGUCGCUCUUCCGUCAAAAGGAAAAAGACUUGGUUUUAGCUGCUAAACUCGGCAAAGCGUUGCUGGAGAGAAACCAAGACUUGACCAAGCAAUAUGAGAAAAUGCACAAAGACCUCAACGAGAAAUUAGAGCACUUGGAGCAGGAGAAGCAUGAGUUGCGUCGGCGUCUGGAAAGUCGAGAGGGGGAGUGGGAAGGCCGCGUGGCCGAGCUGGAGACGGACGUCCAGCAGGUGCAGGGUGAGCUGGAGCUCCAUCAGUUCCAGCUGAGGGAGACCGACAGAGACAAGACCAAGGCAAUCGGCGAGCUCUCCGAACAGAACCACAGAUUGCUGGAGCAACUCAGUAGGGCUGCAGAGGUGGAGAGGCAGCUGUCCACUCAGGUCCAUUCAUUACGGGACGACUUCAGGGAGAAGAGUAUGUCUACAAGCCAGCACAUGACUCGACUAGAAACUCUACAGGCUGAGCAAGGGCUAGAAAUUAAGAUGCUGUCAGAGAGGAAGAUGGAGCUGGAGCGUCGGGCGCACGCCAUGCUGGAGGAGAACGAGCUGCUGCAGAACACAGUGGACGACCUCCGAGAGAGGACGCUGGUGUUGGAGAGGCAGUCUCACCAGAAGGACCUACAGUUACGGCAGAGCCAGCUGGAGCUUCAGGAGGUUCAGGUGUCCCACAGGCAGCUGACUACUCGGCUGGAGGAGUUGACGGAGGAGCACAGCCUCCAUAGUUUCACCCCGCACCCGUCCAGCCUGCUGUGUGAGAUAGAACAGAGCAUGGAGCAGGAGGAGCAGGAGCAGGAGAGAGAGCAGCUGCGUCUUCAGCUAUGGGAGGCCUACUGUGAAGUUCGCUCGCUCUGCUCUCAUCUCCGGGGAAACGACGUCACAGACUCGGCGCUGUCCACCGACUCUUCCAUGGACGAGUCCUCGGAGACGUCCUCAGCCAAGGAUGUGCCUACAGGGAGCUUCCACACCAGCCUGCUAGAGCUACGGAGGCUCACACAGAAUCUGCUGGAUGGCAACGAGUCCACGGGCUCGCGGCGCAGUGAUGAGGAGGCUCUGGAGGAGCAGGUGAGGAAGCUGGGAGAGGAGCUGAGGGAAGUCAGAGAGCUGUACGAAACUGAGCAGGACAAAACACGCAGCAACGGAGAUGAUGCGCUACAGCUGCACAAUCAGAUGGCGCUGCUCUCGGUAGAGAUGUGUUCUCUCCGGGAGGACAACGAGCGGAUGAGGACGAUGGCUGAAGUCCGAGAACCCAGUGAGCAGCUCCAGACUGCCAUCAGAGACAGAGAUGACGCCAUAACCAAGAAGAAAGCGGUGGAGAUGGAGCUGGCCAAGUGUAAAAUAGACAUCAUGUCUCUGAAUAGCCAGCUCCUGGAUGCCAUCCAGCAGAAGCUCAACCUGUCGCAGCAGCUGGAGGCUUGGCAGGAUGAUAUGCACAGAGUGAUUGACCAGCAGUUGAUGGACAAGUACCAGGACGAGUGGCGCUCGGCCCCUACCUCCCUGUCGGGCUCGUCGAGGGCACACGGCGGGCAGUCCUCCAGACGAGCUCACCGCAUCUCCGACCGGGACAAGAGACUUUUCUCUUUUUUCAAAAAGAACUGAGCCCCAUUGGACUGGUCCUGAGCACAGCAGACAGACAGAGACGGACGAGGCGAGGGAGAAGGAGGGCGUGACAUCACAGUAUAAGGGUAACAACACAGCCAAAGACGGGCAGUGGCACACACUGAAGUUUGGGGAGGGGGGGGGGGUCAUUUGCACUUUAUCUGUCCCAUUACUCUUCUCUUCGCUGAUUAAAUGGUGACGGCUGACAAUGAGAGAUAGAAAUAUAAGAAUAGGAGUUCCCCAAAGGCUUUGGUUUCAGCCCCUCUCAUAGAGAGUCUCGGUCUUACAGAACAGGAACACGGUCACAAAGUUUACCUCCAAAGAGGAAGGUUUCCUUUUAGUGCCUACGACCAUCUCUACUAGCCCACUGCCAACUCUGUAGAGAGGGAACACUAUGUAUAAAUUGUUACUGUAUGCAUCCCAGUUAUCAGGGCAGGGAGUCUGGGGAAAGACGGGUGGAUGUAUGGGACACUGCAGGGUUGUGGAGAAAGAAGAGGGUAGCGGGGCAGAGCUCUUUGUCAGAAUACGACGUUGCAGCCAGCCCACAUGUGAUCUCUCAGGUUUAUUCAUUUGUUCAGGGGAUUUUCACAACAUGAGGCAACAGCUUGAUGUAUCAGCACCAUAGUGUGCUGCAUAUCUGACAGGACAAAUUAUAAAAAAAGAAUGCUUAUUUUUUUACUGACAGCUGUGCAGGUGAAUUCCACAGUGAGGAUUUACCGUGGUGCAAUGCCCAUGGCCCAAACCGCCAAUCAAAGUGAGAAAAAAAAUAAACUUUCUGCACUUCUUAUUGCACUUUCAUAAAGCUGCACUAAUCAAUAUUUUUUUUACGUAGACCAUGUGUAAUGUGAAAGGGUUAACUCAUAGUCAAACCCACAGAAUUAUCACCAUCAGCUCCACGAGUGUUUUAUCUUUUUUUAGCUCAUUGUUUUGGUUUUUAUGGCCUGUUUUGGUUCAACAGCAGUAGGCAGCCGUUUUCUGCAAAAAGCUGUGAUAAACUGGUUGACCAUCGUCUACUCAGCAUCAAACGGCAAACAGUUAGCAGCUACCCGGUGAACACGGUGGAGCGUUUAGCAGCUAAAGAGGCACAAUCAAGCUUGUGGAUCCUUAAAUGAGUGAGUGUUUCAAAACCAGCACUUUGAAGUCAGGCCUGUGGGUCCGUGGUGAAGUCUGAGGCCUUCAUGCUCAUCUCCAACAUCUGAAUAAACCUUUGGGUGACUGAAGUUAGUGAUAUCGUCAUGUCCAGGUUUCCACAGUUCACUUUAUACUUAACAUUUAAAGUAUUUAUCAUUUUUCAAAGAAAAAACUGUCCAACAUUGUCCUCGUGAUGUCAAUCAUCUCCCUAGUUGACCAAAUUUAAAAAAAUGUUUACAUCAGCUUGAGAAGGACGAAGAACUAUGUAGAAUGCUCAUCAACUCUCAAUCAAUCCAGCUCAACAAUAGCCUGUUGAAUUUCUGAUCAUUAGAAGGCAUGUUGUUGUACAGAAACUUCACUAAACUUCCUCUGCAGCGUUCCAGGUCUGAGCUGCUUUGGUUCACUGCUCAUAGAAAAGGUCUACCUCCAUUCUCAUUGCUUCAAUACUUCAUGGGCACUUUGAUUUCUUAUCUGUCGGGCUUCCGUUUUAGGCAACAUAUCUGUGACUCCAUCAGUAAUACAGUAUGUGUUGACCUGAAAUCUCCGAGCAUGAAUGACUUGGUGUGGCACAGUGAUGUCUCAUGUCCGUCUGUGUUUGUACUCGUGUCUAAUGCAGCUGUGCAAACCUAUAUGCAGAUGUCUUCUCGUCAUCUCAGCUGGUUGUUGGGAAGGAUCAACCCAAAGAAUGAUUUUUUUUAUAAAAAAGUUGAAUAGGUUUGGACAAAAUCGUUAUAUUUAUAAGAAAAAAAUGCAUACCUUUUUGAAUGAAAAUCUUUUUUUAGGGGAAAUAUACCUGUGUGUUGUUAUUUCUAGGCUGAUAUUUUCAUGCGUGUCCUAACGGUGAGCAGGAAUUCCACUGAUGAGGUGGAAGUUAUCAUUCAUACGUAUGUCUGUCCGGAUGUGGCAUGCAGUAGAGCUGGAGAGAGAUUCAUGAGUACCAGUUUCGCCCAAAUUAGUCACCAAGAUGAUGCGUAACUAACCGGGAAGACCCCAAGAAGCCUCAUGAAUCUUGAUUAUUAAUCCAAGAGUGCCCCAACUAAUGGAAAUUCUGUUCUUGGUACCACUUCCUGAUAACUCACCCUUUACGUUAAGUCUACAUUUAAAAAAAUCUCUAUUAAGGAGUCAAGAGUUUCUCACUUUCUAAUAAACAAACAGCAAGAUUUAGAACAUCAUCUCUGAAUAUAACUGUUAAAGUAAUUAAUUAAGGGUUCUUACAACAGGCUAGACAAAGAUCCUCAUUACUGUUAAUAAAUUAAUUUUCCAAGUGCCCUGUAGACCUUUCUAGGAGAUCAGAGGUCAUGUGAUUUAUAAGUCUUCCUGAUGAGUUAAAGAGCUAAACUGAUUUUUAUAUGUAACCGGGGAAGCCUCAUUCUGGUGAUCCAUUUUCUAAAUCAGUUAACUCCUGUGUUUAUGACCUAAGAACUGGUGAAAACAUGGGUUUGCAGGACAAUCUUUCUAAGUUCCUUUAAAAAAAAAUGUAAUCUGUGAAACAGGCGGGAAAACAUUUUUGAUCAUUUUUCUACGUUAGUUUUUUUUUUUUUUUUCAUCUGUGAAAACAGUAAGUGUUUACUCAUUGCACUAGUACCCCAUGUUCUAAAUAGGAAUACAAGCAUUCAUGUUCUUCCAGGAGAGUUUAAACUGACAUAACAGCAUAACACACACUACAUGUACUUUGUGUUUAGAGUGCAUGAAAAAAUCAAAACUCACCUGGAAAAAAACAUUUUGUCCUAUUUAGAAGAUUGGGUUGUGGCGCACUGCAAACAACAAAUAAAAACUAAUCUUAAAAAAAAAAAAUUCACCUGACAAAACUUUUUCUCUACCAGUUUUACAGGUGAACAUUUAUUCUUAAGUCAUGAACACAGGAGAGAAAACCAUUAAGAUCAGAUUUAGAAAACUGAUUUUCUUUUCCUCACUCAUGGCUUCCAUACCCCAAUAACAUAAAAGAAUAUAUAUAUAUUUUUAAAGAAUGUAUUGGCCAAGGUAGGCAGCACUAACAAUGAGUAACAGAUUAACAAUAUAAGAUAACACAAUAAAAAAAGAUCAGAGUUAAACAGAAAUGUAUUCAGAUUUUUUCCUAAAAUCAACUUAAAUGGAACCUAAAACAACCCAAAAGAUAAUUUAAACCAUAAAAUAACCAAGACCAAUCCAAACAGUAAUAUAAUGAGAAUAUCAAGAUGUUUGCAAUUCUAAAUCUAACUUCACAAGCUUCCAGGAAUCCGAUUAUGCUGUAUUUAUUGUUUAUACUCUGUAUAAAGGGUUCCUUAUUAGAAAGUUCUAUCAGUGCUCCUGUCUGAAGGGAAAGUGUUAAAGUGGGUGAAUUAAGAACACUGACCCUUCACAUCCAGCUGUUUGUAGUUUGGGAUUCCCCUCCAUUGGCUGAUUGGCAGCGGAGGGAAACUUGGAUUAAACACCAGUCGCUGCUGCCAUAACCGGACUGUUAAUCGUCUCACUUCAUGUCACGUUUUUUGUUAGAAAAAUAAUAAGUUGUAACAUUUUUGGUUCUGUCCACAUUGUAUCAUGAUUACUGUUUGUUUCUCGUUUGAUUGUUUUCAGACACUGUACUGAUUCAUUUCUGAAUUUGAAAGCAUUUUCUGGAGUCCCUCUGCAGCUGCGUGUCAGUGUGGUAAACAUCCCGAUGCUGCCGCAGUGUGUGUGUGCGUGUGUGUGUGUGUGUGUUGCAGUGACAGACGGACAUGCCAUCGAGUGUGUUCUCCGUUGCUUGUCUCCACUUGAUCGGAUGUUGUUUUGGAAUGUAGUGCUUUCGGUGGGCUCAUUGUGCUCUGUGUGAGUGCUUCCAUUCACCACUGACUAACGGCACUGUUUCAGUUACAGAACGCUUCAAACUAUUCAAAAUAAUUAUCAUGCAAUUUUCUUAGCAUUUUGGGGAUUUCUUUUGUACAAAUAAAUACUUUGCAAUCU
Molecule: messenger RNA, 5907 nt
Organism: Anarrhichthys ocellatus (wolf-eel)
Lineage: Eukaryota; Metazoa; Chordata; Actinopteri; Perciformes; Anarhichadidae
Gene: bicdl1
Product: BICD family like cargo adaptor 1
Exons: 11
Coding region: 1-1857 (618 amino acids)
Biological process (GO): Golgi to secretory granule transport; vesicle transport along microtubule
Source: RefSeq, a predicted model, not a curated record